This is a messenger RNA of Talaromyces atroroseus, 1842 nucleotides long. RefSeq lists its product as hypothetical. Gene Ontology annotation, biological process: transmembrane transport. The coding region runs from base 1 to 1842 and encodes 613 amino acids. Gene Ontology annotation, molecular function: transmembrane transporter activity. Lineage: Eukaryota; Fungi; Ascomycota; Eurotiomycetes; Eurotiales; Trichocomaceae. The record is from RefSeq and is a predicted model, not a curated record. The transcript has 5 exons.
AUGGCGGAAAAGAUCGACUCCGACGCUGACUACGUCCGAGGGGAACAAACUUCGGAAACGACGAUAGAAGCUCACGCUGAGAGCUCCCUGGAAGAGAAGCAUCUCGGAGAGGAAGAAAUGCCGCAGCGCGUCUCAGUAGACGAUAACGAUGAAGAGAUUGAAGAAAAUGCCAAUUCGCCACCCAAAGAGAACGCUGUCACGCAGACGGUGUCUUCUCAGUCCCAAAAAAUGACGAAAAGCAAGACUGUCAUUGUCAUGGGCGCAUUAUGUCUUUCGGUAUUUUUGGCUGCCCUCGAUAUGACCAUCGUUUCAACGGCACUUCCAGUCAUGGCAACGCACUUUCACGCCACUCAGAGCGGUUACUCCUGGAUGGCAUCUUCGUACAUGUUAGCGAAUGCUUCUUGCACCCCUUUCUGGGGCAAGCUGAGCGAUAUCUUUGGUCGAAAGCCAAUCAUCUUAAUGUCAAAUGUUCUCUUCUUGGUAGGCAGCCUGAUCUGCGCCUUGUCCUACAGUAUCGCUAUGAACAUUGCCGGCCGAGCCAUACAGGGUGCAGCCGGUGGUGGUCUCAUCGUGUUGGCAAACAUUACUGUGUCCGACUUGUUUAGUGUCAGAGAACGACCUAUGUAUUACGGCCUUUUCGGUGUCACUUGGGCCAUUGCAGGUGCUCUAGGUCCGAUUAUAGGCGGCGCUUUCACGACUGAUGUCACCUGGCGGUGGUGCUUCUAUCUCAACUUGCCCGUUGGAGGUCUCUCUCUUACUAUCCUGACCUUUUUCCUCUCAAUACACACCCCAAGGACUCGCAUUUUGGAUGGUCUAGCGGCUAUCGACUGGCUAGGCGUCUUAACUUGCAUCGGUGCCACUUUAAUGUUCCUUUUCGGACUCGAAUUCGGCGGUGUCAACUACCCCUGGGCCUCAGCAACCGUUAUUUGUCUCAUUGUCUUUGGUAUCGUGACCUAUGGUGUCUUUUAUUUGAUUGAGUGGAAGGUUGCCAAGUACCCGACCAUACCCAUGCGGCUCUUCAAGACUCGCCAAAACAUAGUGGUAUUCGCCGUAUGCUUCUGCCACUCUUGCGUAUUCAUUUCCGGUUCCUAUUACAUGCCGCUCUACUUCCAAUCCAUCCUUUUGGCAUCUCCGAUCCUCUCCGGUGUCUAUACAUUGCCCCAGGUUCUCUCGCUCUCGGUUGUCUCUGCGGGCACUGGAUUUUUCAUCAGAAAAGUUGGCCGUUACAGAGAGGCCAUUUGGAUCGGUCUAGCCUUUAUGACUCUCGGUUAUGGACUUUUCAUUGACCUAAAACCAUAUAAAAGCUGGCCACGAAUCAUCAUCUACCAACUCAUUGCUGGAGCCGGUGUUGGCCCCAAUUUCCAAUCGCCCCUAGUCGCUCUCCAAGCCAACGUGCACCCGUCUGACAUGGCAACGGCCACUGCCACCUUUGGAUUCAUACGCCAGAUUGCCGCCGCAAUUGCCAUGGUCAUCGGCGGAGUGAUCUACCAAAACGUCUUCGCGCAACAAAAGCCUCACCUUGAAGCAAUCCUUGGAACUAGCCUUACCAGCCAACUUCCCGACUCAAUGGCCGGCGGCGACACAUCCCUGCUCAAAUCCUUGCCUACAGACCAAAGGGACGCUGUCCAGUCAGCGAUGACAUUUGCGCUAAGUCGUGCGUGGAUUUUCUAUACUGCCAUGGGCGGAGUGGGCUUGGUGCUCGGUUUCUUCAUCAAACAUAUCGAACUGAACAAGUCUCAUGCUAUCGCCAAAACUGGGCUCGAAGCACAGGAGAAAGCCAGAAAGGAGAGAAUUGCUGCUGAGAAGGCUGCUAAGGAGGCGUCCUCCAAAGCAGAAGCUUGA